Messenger RNA from Benincasa hispida (wax gourd), 1400 nucleotides. Its product is annotated as short-chain dehydrogenase TIC 32 A, chloroplastic-like. Lineage: Eukaryota; Viridiplantae; Streptophyta; Magnoliopsida; Cucurbitales; Cucurbitaceae. The record is from RefSeq and is a predicted model, not a curated record.
AAUUAAACAAAUCUCUAAGUACUACUGAAAUGACAAAUAUGUUAUUCCACCAUUUCUCUCUCUCUUCCCCUAUUAUAAAUUAUAGUCCAAACACCCUUCUCUUCUUUCAAUCCAUUCUCCUCGCUGAAAUUGACACAUGAAGAGCGGCGUGGCCUGCCAUUUCUGACAUACAUCCAUAUUUUCCCAUUCCAUUACUCUUCCAAAUAUGCUCCUUUCCCUCAACUACCUCUCCGGCUCCCCCGGCCCCUCCGGCUUCGGCUCCAAAUCCACCGCCGAACACGUCACCUCCUCCGCCCCCUUCCUCCUCCCUUCCUUCACCGCCAUCAUCACCGGUGCCACCUCGGGUAUUGGAGCUGAGACGGCUCGGGUUCUUGCCAAACGUGGGGCUCGUUUGAUACUUCCAUCGCGGAACCUUAAAGCCGCUGAGGAAACUAAGGCUCGGAUCGAGUCUGAAUGCUCUGAUUCGGAAAUCAUUGUUAUGUCGCUUGAUUUGAGCUCUUUGUCUUCUGUUAGAACGUUCGUUGCCCAAUUUGAAUCCCUCAAUCUCCCGCUUAAUCUCCUCAUAAAUAACGCUGGAAAAUUCUCGCAUGAGCAUGCAAUUUCGGAGGACGGGAUCGAGAUGACCUUUGCUACUAAUUAUUUGGGUCAUUUUCUGUUGACGAAAUUGUUGGUGAAUAAGAUGGUGGAGACGGCGAAAGCGACGGGGGUUGAGGGGCGGAUUGUGAACGUGUCGUCGAGCAUUCACGGCUGGUUUUCCGGCGACAUCAUUAAAUACCUCGGUCAGAUAAGCCGAAAUAAAAGCAGGAAUUACGAUGCGACACGUGCUUACGCGCUCUCUAAGCUUGCUAACGUUCUGCAUACCCACGAACUUGGUCGCCGAUUGAAGCAAAUGGGAGCUAAUGUUACUGUGAACUGUGUUCAUCCGGGAAUCGUCAGAACUCGACUUACUAGAGAUCGUGAAGGUUUCAUUACAGAUUUGGUGUUCUUUAUGGCUUCCAAGCUGUUAAAGACAAUCCCUCAGGCGGCGGCAACGACAUGCUACGUGGCGACAAACCCGAGGCUAAGCCACGUCACCGGCAAGUAUUUCGCCGACUGCAACGAGUCCUCGCCGUCCAAACUCGCCGCUAGUCCGACGGAAGCCGCCCGUCUCUGGUCCGCCUCCGAGAUUAUGGUCAACGCAAACUCAAAACUCGUUUUCGAUCCAAACAAUGCCUUGGACUAAUUUACUUUCUAUUAAAAAUUAAAAAAAAAAAAAGAUGUGACAUAUUUGGUUUGGAGAGAGAGAAUCUUAGUCCAAAAUCAAGUAUAAAAUAUAUAUUAAUAGAUGGUAGGUAGACAAAAAGCAAGAAGCUAGCUAGGUAGUGGGGGAAAGGAAUAUAUAUAUUUAAACAAAUAUAAUA